Messenger RNA from Coniophora puteana RWD-64-598 SS2, 1005 nucleotides. Its product is annotated as Mov34-domain-containing protein. Gene Ontology annotation, molecular function: metal-dependent deubiquitinase activity; protein binding; K63-linked deubiquitinase activity. The record is from RefSeq and is a predicted model, not a curated record. NCBI's taxonomy places the organism in Eukaryota, Fungi, Basidiomycota, Agaricomycetes, Boletales, Coniophoraceae. The coding region runs from base 1 to 1005 and encodes 334 amino acids. The transcript has 4 exons. Gene Ontology annotation, cellular component: membrane; endosome. Gene Ontology annotation, biological process: protein K63-linked deubiquitination.
AUGUUCAACCCCAGCUCUGGGACGCACGCCGCGCCCAGCUCCUCGUCCCUCCUUUUCAUCCCUGAACAUCCCGACGCUCAAGCACGUGCUCAUGGCAGCGGAGGCCACGGCCACCACCAGAGCCAGCACCUCUAUCCGUCUAGCGUGCUCCCGCCACAACCGUCUUCGUCGCAUGGGCAAGGAGGACAAUAUGGAUCGUGGUCCUCGUCCACAUCGCGCCCGCGAUACCCGCUUCCUGCACCCCCAGGCCCUUCUGGUCCUACGCCGUCCCCCGGCGGUCCUGGUGCGCGUAGUCGCACGCCGGUACCCCCACCGGGGCACUUCCGCACGCCAUCGGAGGACUCGCUGCGCAUAACGCGCUCCGGCGGGACGAACCACCUGGCUUCGACGCCUUCACCAACGUCUCCCGUGCAGUCGUCGUCGAGCGACCUCAAGACCGUUCUUCUUCCCAAGGAAUGCCUCCCGCGGUUCCUGUCAAUCGCGAAGCUCAACACGUCGCAGAAUCGCGAGACGUGUGGCUUGUUGCUCGGCAAGGACCGCGCUGCAGAUGCGGACGAGGGCGGGGGAGGAGGGUCAGGUCGGAGGAAGCGAGAUCGGUACGAGGUGACAGUGCUGUUGAUUCCGAGGCAGCAUUCGACGAGCGACACGUGCACGAUGGACGAGGAGGAGCUGGUGAUGCAGUUUACGGAGGAGCGGUCGUUGAUUACGCUUGGAUGGAUACAUACCCACCCGUCGCAGUCGUGCUUCAUGUCCUCGGUCGACCUGCACACGCACUCUGGCUUCCAGCGCAUGUUUCCCGAGUCAUUCGCGGUCGUGUGCGCGCCCAAGUCUACGCCUAACUUUGGUAUCUUCCGGUUGACGGACCCGCCUGGCUUGCAUACGAUCCUGGACUGCCAUGCCAAAGAGGCGUUCCACCCGCACGCGGAUGUCCCCAUCUACACGGACGCGGACAAGGGACAUGUGCAGAUGAAGGACAUGCCACUGGAGAUUGUGGACUUGCGGUGA